Macroventuria anomochaeta is the source of this 1446-nucleotide messenger RNA. RefSeq names its product DHS-like NAD/FAD-binding domain-containing protein. Gene Ontology annotation, molecular function: NAD+ binding. The transcript has 2 exons. Lineage: Eukaryota; Fungi; Ascomycota; Dothideomycetes; Pleosporales; Didymellaceae. The record is from RefSeq and is a predicted model, not a curated record. The coding region runs from base 234 to 1391 and encodes 385 amino acids.
GCAGGAUCGAUAAACAUGCCUGCACUUGCGUUCACAUGCACCAUUUCGCAUACGCCAAAAAUAGUGCUUGUUCCGUUGCGGCUCUCGAUCCCCGUCUCCACGCGAUAUCCCAGAUCUCGCACGGACCUUGUCCCUGACAUCACCACUGAAAACGCGCUCCGCCUCAUCGGCGCAUUGCCAUCCACACUUUUCACGAUGGAAGACAGAAGACAACACUCUUGCAUGCGCACGCAAUGGCCAUUCUACGUGUGCCUUACACCGAUCCCCUGCCGCUUCCAAAGAUAAUCCCCGCAAGUGCAACUACCACAUCUGGUGCCAUCGCUGCACUUGUUGACUUCUUGUCACCCUCGUUGUCGAGCUCAAGACCGUACCUGCGCGGCACUUCACCAGUGAAAAAUGGCAAGACGCUGCUGUUGACUGGUGCCGGGAUUAGUGUAGCGUCUGGACUUGCGGAUUAUCGAGGUCCGAACGGGACGUAUACACAGAAUAAAACAUAUAGACCGAUAUACUAUAAUGAAUUCUGCGAGAACCAUGAGGCGAGGAAGAGAUACUGGGCGCGAAGUUUCUUGGGGUGGACAAACCUGAGUAAGGCCAGACCCAAUAAGGCGCACGAGGCCUGUGGAAACUUGGGGCGGCUGGGUGUUGUUGGGAAGGUUAUCACACAGAAUGUAGACUCCUUCCAUCCCAAAGCGCACCCCUCCCUCCCCACGACCGAGCUUCAUGGCUAUCUUCGCAACCUUGUCUGUCUAACAUGUCGAAACGAAUACGACCGCCGGGUAUUCCAAGACCAGCUUGCGAAGCUGAAUCCCGCAUGGGCGACAUUUCUCGAAGAAAUGCUUGCCUCAGGCGCGCUCGACUCUGAGAACCCAGACGAACGGCGGAAGAAAGGAUUGAAAACGAACCCAGACGGUGACGCAGACGUGCCAGAUGCGCCAUACACGACAUUCAGGUACCCAGCAUGCCCCGCGUGCCUACAAACGCCGCCGCGCAAGCUGAAUGGGGGCGUCGUCAAGGUCGAAGUAGACCAGGACGGCGCAUGGAAGCACGGUAGUGAGGGCGGCGUGCUGAAACCCGCUGUUAUUAUGUUCGGAGAAAGCAUACCCGCGGCGACGAAAGUCGCUGCUGAGCAGGCUGUCGAUGAAGCUGGAAGAUUGCUAGUCAUAGGGAGUAGUCUUGCGACCUACUCUGCGUGGAGGCUGGUCAAGAAGGCGAAAGAGCAGAGACUGCCUAUUGGGAUACUUAAUAUGGGCGGUGCGAGAGGUGAGGAUGCGUUCUUCAGCGAUGUUGAAGAGAGUAAUACUGGGCGAGAAGCAGUGAGGAUCUCGGAGAAUGUCGAGAAGGUCCUGCCACAGGUUGUGAAGAUACUUGAGAGGAUGAAAGGAAAACCAUAACUACAGGACCUUAGGCAAUGAACUUGAUCAUGAUGUCGCACGAGACGCCUUCCAC